AUGACUGAUGCCACAGACUUUCUGGGGGACAAAGAGAUGCAGUUAGAUGAGACUUCAAGUCAGGACUCCCCUCUGAGGAACUCCAUUGGGCAGGGCAUCAAGGAGUUGUAUCAGGGUCAACAGCUCUGUGAUAUCACCCUGGUGGCUGAGGGGAGAAGGUUUCCAUGCCAUAGAAUACUCUUGGCUUCAGUCAGCCUCUACUUCCAGCGCAUGCUUACUAGCACCUUCAAAGAAUCACGGGAAGGAGAAAUUGUGCUUAUGGACUUAUCAGCCACUUGCCUCCAGAGUCUCCUGGAUUAUGUCUACACUGGGGAAUUGCUGCUUCUUGGAGAAGAGGCAGAAGAACUGUUCACUGCAGCCAGUAGACUUCAGAUUACUUCUGCACUAGACAUUAUCACCAGGUUUCUCAGAGAAAGGAUUUCCAUGGAGAAUUGUCUGGAGCUUUAUGUGCUGUCGUAUUCCCACAAUCAUCGCCCUCUACUCCACUCAACAUCAAGUUACAUUGCUUUUCACUUUGAGCACCUCUCAGAGCUUCCUACUUUCUUGUACUUGGAUGUUGGUAUCCUGAUUACCAUUAUUGCUUCAGAGAUCCUGGUAGUGGACUCCGAACUGAUUGUGUACAAAGCUGUGCGUCGCUGGGUCACCUUUAAUCUUGCCGAGCGUCUCCCAAAGUUUGCAGCACUUAUGGAUUAUGUUCGCCUUCCCCUCUUGACCCCAGAGGAACUGGCUGAGGUCCGGGCUCAAACAGAAGAAUUUUAUGAGUGUGUGCGUCUCCCUUGGGAGGAGCUUAGCGUGGAAGAAAGGUUGUGGGCAAGUAGAGGGCUGAGGCAUGGCAUGUAUCACGAAGGAAUGGUGUGCGUGGGUCUCCCAAAAUGGAGUGAAGUCAACUUCGAGGAUGAGAAGUUGGAUUCUCACGUGCAUUUCUUUGACCCUUCCAUUGAUCAGUGGGAUCAGCUCCCUGACCUGAAAUCAGUGACAUCUCCCAGUUGUACCUCCAUGGGCCAUAAACUCUACAUAUCUGGUGGGCAGCAUUUAGAUGGUUCGUAUUCUGACAACCUACUUGUAUAUGACACACUUGGGGGCUGCUGGUCCCAGCUCCCCUCCAUGUCGGCAGGUCGAGCUUGGCAUGCUUUCCUCGUAUGCAAGAAAAAGCUGUAUGUUGCUGGUGGCUGGGAUGCUACAGGGACACUGAUAACUGCGGAGAGCUAUGACUUGGAGCAAGAAGAAUGGAUGACCAUCACUAGCCUUCCCUUUGCGCUGUCCUAUUUUGCUUCCACGGCACUCAGGGGCAAACUAUACCUCAUUGGUGGAGAGAUGGGUGACUCUGACUUGUCCAUUCCUCACAAGGGAUUCCUGGUUUAUGAUGUCCUGUCAGGAGCCUGGUCCCAGAUCCCCACAGCCUUGGAAUUUUAUGAAGCCAGUGCCGUCACAUUGGGCAGCAACAUCUUUGUGGUUGGUGGGCUCUCCGGAGAGGAUGCUCAAGGAAUCCGUCACUUCACCCAGCGUUGUAUUUGCUUGCUCAGAGAUGGCACAACCAAUCCGAACAUCUCUGUCCCAUUUCUUCCCAUAGCCAUCUCUUACCCUGGUGUUGCCUGCUGGAGGAAGAGGAUCUAUGUCUUUGGAGGAGACAGCAACAACCGUUAUUCCAGCAUUAUCCUUUACUGGGAGCCAGGCCAAAACGCCUGGAUCCAGUGCUCGGCAAGCCUACCUGAUCCUAAUUAUGGGGCAUUUGGGUUUGGCUGCAUACCACUUAAGGUGCCGCAAAAACAUAUCCUCAGCAUCUUUCAUAGGGGAUCUGCCACAGCAAUAACAGAGCACGCGACCUGCAGUUAA
Thamnophis elegans (Western terrestrial garter snake) is the source of this 1833-nucleotide messenger RNA. RefSeq names its product kelch-like protein 12. The record is from RefSeq and is a predicted model, not a curated record. The coding region runs from base 1 to 1833 and encodes 610 amino acids. The transcript is spliced from 4 exons. Gene Ontology annotation, molecular function: protein binding. Lineage: Eukaryota; Metazoa; Chordata; Lepidosauria; Squamata; Natricidae.